GUGUGGAUCUCCACGGCAGCUCGUGGAGACGUUGGCUGCCUCAUUGGCACAUGUCCUGGAGGGGUGGAGCGAAGCGGAGCCGCCUCUCGUUUGGAGCUCUUGUUUUCGUCAGCCUCCCAACAGAGCAGCUGUAGCGACCGUCGGGAGAGGACUGAACGGUAAAGCCAGUGAAUGAAUCAAUGGCCUUUCGGAGGACAUAUAUUUUCCCGGUUCUACAACAGUAGCAGGCUCUGAAUCCAGGAAGGUGGAUCAAUUUGUGCGCAAUUUCCAGGGAGAGCGUUUGAUUCUGAAGAGGGUCGAACCACUGCCUUUUUUCAGGCUGCUAAAGGUUUGUGGUUGUCGUCGUCCUUUGAAGCGCUGACAUCGUCCACACUGCUCAAGGAGUGUUUUAACUGUGGAGCCUCUCUGUCGCCAAAUGGUUGUGAGUGCGUGAGGAGAAUGCUGAUGAACUGCACCCUGCGUCCUGCCGAGGCGCACCGCGUCUCCUGCUGCAGCUGAGGGCCCCAACAGGCCCCCAGCAAAGCCGAUCAGUUGUCCAGAGAAGCACCUGGGCCUGCGCACCACUUCACUCUUGACCUGAGCAAUUUUACGCCCUCAACCAAGUAAAAAGUGAGUGGGAUCUAAGCACCAGAGCUGAUUUAUUUCACCCUCCAGUAGCUGUGGAAAAACGUUAAAAUGGGUAAUAGCUUCUCGAACAUCUCUGCCUUCCAGUCUCUUCACAUUGUCAUGCUGGGGUUGGACUCUGCUGGGAAGACCACAGUUCUUUACAGACUCAAAUUUAAUGAAUUUGUAAACACAGUUCCUACAAUUGGGUUUAACACUGAAAAGAUCAAACUGAGUAAUGGCACAGCGAAGGGCAUUAGUUGUCAUUUCUGGGAUGUGGGAGGACAGGAGAAGCUGAGGCCUCUGUGGAAGUCCUACAGCCGCUGCACUGAUGGAAUCAUUUAUGUUGUGGACUCUGUGGAUGUUGACAGGCUGGAGGAGGCCAAGACUGAACUGCACAAAGUCACCAAGUUCGCAGAGAACCAGGGCACACCACUACUGGUCAUUGCCAACAAGCAGGACCUUCCCAAAUCUCUUCCAGUAGCAGAUAUUGAGAAGCAGCUGGCUCUGCAUGAGCUCAUCCCCUCCACUACCUACCACAUCCAACCUGCAUGUGCUAUAAUAGGAGAGGGGCUUCAUGAGGGUAUGGACAAACUGUAUGAAAUGAUACUGAAGAGGAAGAAAUCCCUCAAACAGAAGAAGAAGCGGUAACAGCUGCUCAUGUGUUUUACUUAGAUUUAAUGUGAGGAGUCUAAACAGGUUUUCUUUGCAGUGAUUUGGGAUUUUCUGGAUGAAAUACUGUGAAGCUAUGAAUGACGCUUUUGCACACAUGAAGCUGCCGCUGCCUAGAGCUGAUUUACUUCAACAUCCAACAUGAAACUGCAGCAAUGGCAGCUUCAUGUUCACCAAAAAGACAAAUUCAUAAAAGAAAAUACAGCAUGGAGGGAGAGAAACAGGCUGGCCUGUUUGUCAUUGACACAGUUUACUUGAUGAAGUGCUGUCAACCAUUUUUAUUUCUAUCCACAGGAGGUCUGCUGUGGAAAUACAACUUUGAUUUUACACAUGGCUCAGGUCACUUGUGCCCUGUGCUCUUUUGUUUUUGUUGAAUAGAUAUCUGUAGUAUCUUUCUUUGAUUAUGGAUAUCAUGCAGACUGUUUUUGGAGCGUUGAAGUAGCCUUUCCUCUGCAUGGUGGACUGAGGACAGAGUGUCCACUACUUUGCACUUUUCAUUUUCUAACAAACGGUAAAGAACUGCACUGUAUUAAUAAGUGAGCAGAUCCAGGUGGUUUAUGUAAGAAGCCAAACUUUUUUUUUUUAUAUUAAAAGAUUUAUUCAAUGA
Messenger RNA from Larimichthys crocea (large yellow croaker), 1882 nucleotides. RefSeq names its product ADP-ribosylation factor-like protein 4C. Lineage: Eukaryota; Metazoa; Chordata; Actinopteri; Sciaenidae. The record is from RefSeq and is a predicted model, not a curated record. Gene Ontology annotation, molecular function: GTPase activity; GTP binding. The transcript has a single exon. Bases 676 to 1254 code for a protein of 192 amino acids.